AUGAAGGUUCCCAAGAUCACAGGCAUUGUAUCUGUGGUGCUAAUAUCGCUCACAUUUCUCAACUUUGUGCUAAAAUCCUACACAUACUUUGUGUUCAUAAUACACUCUCCUCAUUCCGUAGAUAGCCAGCUUGAUCUAGAAGGAGAGCUGCCGUUGGCAGAUGCAAUCUCUAAUGGAAUCGCACAGGAAACUGGUGAUGAACACCAUCCACAGACGUUGUUUGUGCCGCUUUUAACGUUUAUUCCAACUAGAUCCCCUGUCCUUACUAGGCCAUGGGUCCUUCUUACCUCAGGGUUUGUGCAUGAGGGACUAGUAGGCUUCACCGCUGCACUUGUGUUGGUAUUUUACCUAGGUAAGUAUGUGGAGAACCUAUGGGGUUCCCGCGAGUACUUGCAAUUUGUGCUAACGAAUAUAAUAAGCUCGAAUAUUGUGAUUUAUAUAGGGUACUCGUUCUACGUACACCUCUGGCAGCCCGAGUUGUUCGUGCCGCCGGUGAUCCAUGGAUCGAUGCCCAUGGUGAUGGGGCUAUUGAUUGCGGUCAAGCAGCGGAUCUCCAAUCACUACAUCAUUUUCUUCCAGGGGAACGUUCGAAUAAAAGUCACCUACCUUCCCUUCUUUGUUUUGGUUGUCAGCUACGGGUUUCUGAGAUUCAACGACGACAUUGUGGUUACUUUCUUACACUCGUUGAUUACAUUCUUUGUUGCAUGGAGCUAUAUACGGUUCUUCAAGAAUGGCUCCAACGAGCGCCAAUUCUACUUGCUCCCCUUUGCUAUAAAUAAACGCAGAUCUGGACGAAGAUUGAGGUCGAAUUCGCUGAACAGGACCAGCACCACCUCGGGAUCCUCCAGUGUCCACACCAGUAACAAGGCCGACGGAGGCAACUCGCUUAAUUUGAUGAACGGGGGCAAUCUAGCCAAUACUCUAGGGGAUAGAUCAGUGCAAUUCUCCCUCUAUACGUUCUUCCCAUUCCCAAUCUCGGUGCUUGUGAACUUACUAUCUACAGCAGUAUUCAAACUAUUGGUGAAGCACAACUUGAUAGACUCGAACGCCUUUGCUGAGUUUGACAAUGAGGAUGAUGAGGAACUGGCUUUCGGCGUCCCAGACGCCAGCAAUAGCUUCAUAAUCGACCAAAUCAACGAUGUAAAUAGCUUGCAGCUGGGAUUGUUUGAUUUAUCGCCUUUGAAGGGUGCACACCAGCUGGUGUCUACUUUACCCAACACUUCUUCAAAACUUAAGAGCGCUUGGAACUGGAUCUCAAGCUCCAAGUCAAUUCCUGGAAUAAAUAAUAACAUGGACAAAAGAAGGAAAUUAGCGAUGAGAGAGUUCGAAUAG
Messenger RNA from Dujonia railenensis, 1332 nucleotides. Lineage: Eukaryota; Fungi; Ascomycota; Pichiomycetes; Serinales; Debaryomycetaceae. The record is from the annotation of a GenBank genome assembly.